This is a messenger RNA of Angiostrongylus costaricensis, 282 nucleotides long. The record is from the annotation of a GenBank genome assembly. NCBI's taxonomy places the organism in Eukaryota, Metazoa, Nematoda, Chromadorea, Rhabditida, Metastrongylidae.
AUGCCAGUACUACGAGCUGAUAGGCUAAAGAAAUUGUACGGCGUGCGACUGAACGAGGAGAUCACGUUGGUUCAACAGCAUAUUGUCGUGGAUGACGGACGGAGUCCAGACGGACAUCGAUCGCAGGUCCGCCCAACCGCACUUGCUGCACAACGAGAACGCCGUCGUGCGUUCGGUCCACUCGUUGUACAUGUACUUUUACAUCCAUUCGAUUCACCAUCGCUGUUUGGAAAAGCUCUACGAUCCAUCACAAAAUUCCUAGCUGUCAUUGCCGUUGCUUAG